Molecule: messenger RNA, 886 nt
Organism: Mesocestoides corti
Lineage: Eukaryota; Metazoa; Platyhelminthes; Cestoda; Cyclophyllidea; Mesocestoididae
Source: the annotation of a GenBank genome assembly
ACGAUUCCGAGCCGCCCAGUGUUUGAUAGGCCCAGAAAGAGUCCGUCGCGUCGAAGAGGCGAGUGCCGAAAUCGAGCGUGACUUGAUGUUGAUCGGAGUUAGCGGUGUCGAGGACAAACUCCAACCAGGUGUGAAGCGGUGUCUCCGAAGUCUGAUAUCAGCAGGUAUCCAGGUGUGGGUUCUGACUGGGGACAAAGAGGAGACUGCUGUCCAGAUCAGUCAGGCUACGGGGCAUUUUCCACCAGGCACGACUCUCGUGCGCCUCACAAACGGUCAGAGCAUUGAAGAUGUCGGACGAGCAAUCUACGUGCAACAGGAGGGCAUGAACGCUCGGUUAGAGGUGAAGAGAACAAGGUUCAGGUUGAGAAACCCCUUCAAGAGGAGAAUUGAAGAGGAUAGUGAUUCGUCGUCGGAUUUCGAUUCUCCAAUCGAUAUCUCAACAAUAGAAGUACAGUCAAAGAGCAGCAACGAGAUCAUGCAACGGGCCGUUGUUGGCUUUCGAAGUGCCGUAGCAGACGGACUGAGGCGUCACAGAAGAAAGAACCCUGGUGGCGCCAAUGAACCUGUUGGCUUGGUAAUCGAUGGAAGAACUCUGCGCUACGCGAUUUCGCCCGUUCUUCGUGAGCAGUUUCUCCGCCUCUGCAUGAAUGUGACGACGGUGCUGUGCUGUCGCAUGACGCCCCUCCAGAAAGCAGCGGUGGUGCGUCUUGUGAAUCGUGGCCUGGAUGGUGUCGGUGGCGGUGGACCCCCCGUGACUGCCGCUGUUGGUGACGGCGGAAACGACGUUGCAAUGCUGCAGGAAGCCAGUGUGGGCAUCGGUAUUUUCGGUAAUGAAGGGCGACAGGCUGUGCGCGCUUCAGACUACGCAGUUCCACUUUUCAAGUAG